This is a messenger RNA of Ilyonectria robusta, 276 nucleotides long. RefSeq lists its product as uncharacterized. The annotation marks the transcript as partial. NCBI's taxonomy places the organism in Eukaryota, Fungi, Ascomycota, Sordariomycetes, Hypocreales, Nectriaceae. The transcript has a single exon. The record is from RefSeq and is a predicted model, not a curated record.
UGAAUCUUCCUCAAGAGAUGGCAUUGAAUAAUUCUCCAUGACUAUUGAUUACUCGAAAUGGGAUAACAUGGACACGGAUUCAGAAUCAGAAAUUUCGCCUCCGUUAGUCCCUACGCCCCAAGCUCCUGCUCCAGCAGCCCCACAAUCAGGUGCAUCAGCUACAGCAGCGCCAGUCACAAGCAGUAGACCAGGAUCCAUCCAAGCCGUCAUCGUCAAUGCGAUGUUGAGAGAAUCAGAUUCGCACCUUGGUCCGUGACAAUGAUCCAGGUAGAUCAU